Molecule: messenger RNA, 3388 nt
Organism: Nycticebus coucang (slow loris)
Lineage: Eukaryota; Metazoa; Chordata; Mammalia; Primates; Lorisidae
Gene: SLC26A3
Product: solute carrier family 26 member 3
Exons: 21
Coding region: 190-2472 (760 amino acids)
Biological process (GO): transmembrane transport
Cellular component (GO): membrane
Molecular function (GO): bicarbonate transmembrane transporter activity; chloride transmembrane transporter activity; secondary active sulfate transmembrane transporter activity
Source: RefSeq, a predicted model, not a curated record
CACAGAGCCAGCUGAGUGGAUGGAGACUGUCUCAAAGAACAGGGGUACUUUAGCUUAACAAUUUUCCACUGUUGCUGAAGCUCCUCGCUUGAGUGUGUAUCAGGUAUUUUAACCUGCUAAAGGCAAGAAGAAGGGUUCAUCACAUAGUUCCAAAGGUCUUCAACUUGCCACAGCCCCAAAGAAAGCAAAAUGAUCGAACCUUUUGGGAAUCAGUACAUUGUGGCCAGGCCGGUAUAUUCUGCAAAUGAUUUUGGUGAAGAACAUAAGAAGAUAAAGAGACAUCAUAAGACAUUUCUGGAUCAUCUCAAACUGUGUUGUAGCUGUUCCAUACAAAAGGCCAAGGGAAUUGCCCUCUCUUUGUUCCCCAUAGCAUCUUGGUUACCUGCAUAUCGGCCAAAGGAAUGGAUCCUCAGUGACAUUGUUUCUGGUAUCAGUACAGGGCUGGUGUCUGUACUACAAGGGUUGGCAUUUGCUCUGCUGGUCAACAUUUCUCCAGCCUAUGGGUUGUACGCAGCCUUCUUCCCGUGCAUAGUCUACCUCUUCCUGGGGACUUCCAGACACAUAUCUGUGGGUCCGUUUCCAAUUCUGAGUACAAUGUUGGGAGCAGUGGUUUCGAGAUUAGUCAUAAGUACUGAAGGAACUGCUUCAGGAUUGGCGAAUAGUUCAGCGAGUAACAUUUCAUUACCAUCGGAGGAGCAGAAGGUGUUGGUGGCUGCAACAGUCUCCGUGCUUGCUGGAAUUAUCCAGUUGCUCAUGGGGGUUCUGCGGAUUGGAUUUGUAGUGGUAUACUUAUCUGAGUCCCUGAUCAGUGGCUUCACCACGGCUGCUGCCAUUCAUGUUCUGGUUUCCCAACUCAAAUUCAUUCUCCAGCUUCAAGUCCCACCACACACUGAUCCAUUUUCAAUUUUCAAAGUCCUGGAGUCCGUAUUCACACAAAUAGAGAAGACUAAUAUUGCAGACCUUGUGUCAUCCCUGAUUAUCCUGGUGAUCGUAUUUGUGUUUAAAGAAAUAAAUCAGCGCUUCAAAAGCAAACUUCCUGUGCCCAUCCCAGUUGAAUUCAUCAUGACUGUGAUUGCAACAGGUGUAUCCUAUGGCUUUGACUUCCAAAACAGGUUCAACGUGUCUGUGGUCGGGAAGAUGCAAAGUGGAUUUCAGCCACCGAUUACACCCGACGCGGCAACUUUCCAAGAAACCAUAGGGGACAGCUUCGGCAUUGCCAUCGUGGCUUUUGCAGUGGCCUUCUCGGUCGCCAGUGUCUAUUCCCUCAAACACGACUAUCAGCUUGAUGGCAGUCAGGAGUUAAUAGCCUUGGGAUUGGGUAACAUAGUUGGUGGAGCAUUCAGAGGAUUUGCAGGGAGUACCGCCCUCUCCAGAUCAGCGAUUCAGGAGAGCACAGGAGGCAAAACGCAGAUUGCUGGGCUUAUCUCCGCUAUCGUUGUGCUGAUCUUCAUUGUGGGCACUGGUUUUCUUCUGGAGCCGCUGCAAAAGUCUGUCCUGGCAGCUUUAGCACUUGGAAACUUAAAGGGAAUGCUGAUGCAGUUUUCUGAAAUAGGCAGAUUGUGGAAAAAGGAUAAAUAUGAUUGUUUAAUUUGGAUCGUGACCUUCAUCUUGACCAUCAUCCUGGGACUUGGACUAGGUCUGGGAGCUAGCGUGGCAUUUCAGCUGCUAACCAUUGUGUUCAGGACCCAGUUUCCAAAAUGCAGCACACUGGCUAACGUUGGAAGGAGCAACAUCUAUAAGAAUAAAAAAGAUUAUUUAGAUAUGUACGAGCCAGAAGGAGUGAAAAUUUUCAGAUGCCCAUCUCCUAUCUACUUUGCCAACAUUGGUUUCUUUAGGCAGAAACUUAUCGAUGCUGUCGGCUUUAGUCCACUUCGAAUUCUACGCAAGCGCAACAAGGCUUUGAAGAAAAUCCGAAAACUGCAGAAGCAAGGCCUGCUGCAAGUGACACCAAAAGGAGUUAUAUGCACUGCUUAUGCUGUAAAAGAUUCUGAUGAAGAGCUGGACAACAACGAGGUGGAAGAACUGGAUCAGCCCAUCAAUACCACAGACCUGCCCUUCGAGAUUGACUGGAAUGCCCACCUUCCUUUCAACAUCGCAGUCCCCAGAAUCAGCAUCCACAGCCUUAUUCUCGACUUUUCAGCAGUGUCCUUUCUGGACACUUCUUCAAUGAGGGGUCUCAAAAAGAUACUGCAAGAAUUUCUCAGGAUCAAGGUGGAUGUGUAUAUCGUUGGAACUGAUGAUGAUUUCAUUGAGAAGCUUACUCGGUGUGAAUUUUUCGAUGAUGAAGUCAAGAGCUCAAUAUUUUUCUUAACCAUCCAUGACGCUAUUUUGCAUAUUUUGAUGAAGAAAGAUUAUAGUACUUCAAAGUUUUAUUCCUAUCAGGAAAAAGACACGAAAGUUGAUUUUACCAUCAACACAAAUGGAGGAUUACGUAAACGGGAGUGUCAGGUACCGAUUGAAACAAAAUUCUAAUCAAAACACAAUUCAGAGGGAUCCUCGCCUAUCACAACUUUAUACUCAAAAAGUUUUAAGUUCAUACAUUGUAUGAAGACUAUUUUUAUUUGACAGAAUUAUGUUUCAAACUUUGGAACGAGAUUGUUCUAGCAUGGUAUAUUUUUCACAUCCAGUAUGAAAUUAUGUAAAUAUUCUUAAUUUUGUAUCUUGUAGAUUUAUCAAAGGAGAGAUUGUUUAUAUGUAUUUUUGUAGCACUGACAAAUUUCCAUCCAAGUCACUGCCUUCAUGCACAUGUUUUGCCGUGUACUGACAGCACUGUUUUGAAUCUCAUAAUUUAUACAGGUCAUACUAAUUUAUCUCCGUUUUUUAAAAUUCAGUUGUACAGUAGAAGUGUCGUUUUGUUUAAUUUCUUAGCUUUCUGAAGCAUAUUUGCUGCAGGUCCCUCUUUAAAGUGGUCUGGCUGAAAACCUGCUAGAUGAGGAUUUUGUAACAAAACCCCUAUAAUAGGGCUUCUUUACCCAGAUUUUAUGAUUACCAACCCAGCUUUUUAAAGCAUCCCACUUCCUAUCCAGAUUUAAACACAAUCUGUCUUAUGUAAUACCUGUAACUAUACAGAUUUAGAAUGAAGAGUGCAUGAGUUCAUGGGAGCUAUACAAUGACACAGCACAGGAGGUGAAAAGUCAAGACAAAACAUGCUGGGGAGAUGCUUCUUCCUGGUCUCACUGGGAGGGAAGAAAACAGAGGGUAGAAAAAGGUAUAACUCUUCUUUUGUCACUGUCUUGUGACUCACGGGCAGAAUAACAGCUCCAGAGUUCAAUUUAGCUAAAGAAUGAGAUUCAGCACCCUGCUUCUUCCCUUUCUCGUUAACAUUGUUCUUAAAAAAAUUUGUAUUUAUUCAUGUAAUAGAAAUUAAACAUCAGCACCAACAGAAAAA